Salvelinus sp. IW2-2015 is the source of this 4929-nucleotide messenger RNA. The record is from RefSeq and is a predicted model, not a curated record. NCBI's taxonomy places the organism in Eukaryota, Metazoa, Chordata, Actinopteri, Salmoniformes, Salmonidae.
UGAUCUGUCUAUCCAGUGGAAUCAGCUCUCCAGACACUACUCCACAGACCACAGCAGUUCUCUAGGUAGCAUGGAGAGCCUGGAGCCUCCUAGCAGCCAAGUGUACGACGAUUCCCAGAAUUCACCAGUGGACCCUGCCAUCUUCAACAACAAGAGGGACUACAAUUCCCCUGUUGACCCCGGCAUCUUCAACAACAAGAGAGACUACAAUUCCCAGAAUUCCAUAGUGGACCCUGCCAUCUUCAACAACAAGAGAGACUACGAUUCUCAGAAUUCCCCAGUGGACCCUGCCAUCUUCAACAACAAGGGAGACUACGAUUCCCAGAAUUCCCCUGUCGACCCUGUCAUCUUCAACAACAAGAGAGACUACGAUUCCCAGAAUUCCCCUGUCGACCCUGUCAUCUUCAACAACAAGAGAGACUCUGCCUAUAGUUCUUUUUCAGCUAGUUCUAAUACGUCUGACUAUACUGUCUCACUGAGGCCUGGUGAAGCCUGUUCCAUGGAGAAUAUCCUCCAGAGCCUGGGGCCAGGGGGUCCCACCAGCCGGGGGUAUGCCUGCGGCGAUGCACCGUCCCUGGGGAGGGAGUCAGGCGAGCCCCAAGAUGAGACCAGGACCUCUGCCUUACUAAAGUCUGGGUCGCUGACCAGAACGAGAGUGAGGCGGCCAGAAGCGAAGGAGAGACCAUCUUCAUACUGUUAUGAGGAUGAGAGGAGGAAGGGAGAAGGGGAGGUGGGUGGAGGAGAAGGGGAAAGGGAGGUUUCGAGUCCCCCCCAGCCACCGACCAGGAAGGACAGUUUCAGGGCCACCCGGGGUUGCUCCGGGGUCACAGAUGUCAAAGUACAACGAUGCAUCCCUGACCCCGUCGGAAUUCCCAGCCUCUCCCAUUGCCAUGCCGAAGACGAUGACGACGAUCUUCUGAACAUUCCGGGCGUUCCGAGCAGCAACGGCUAUCCUACUACUAGUGAGACGUCAAAGACUGAGGGAAACAGAAAUGGAAACAGGGUUGGGAAUUUCAAAGGUGAUUCCUUAGAACAGUACUACACCCUCAUCUCCAAGAAAAAAGGUUCCCGUAAGUACAGAAACUCAGAGAUCCAGAAUAGCCACCCAGACCCCCUUUCCCCCCUCCUCCCUGCUCCAGAGAUAUGCUCCCCUUCUCCCAUCUCAAGRCCCGGCCCUCCUGACACCUCCAUAGAUCCAGAACCCUUAGGGGAGCCCAGCCACCUCCUCCCCCAGAACCAGCACUCCUCAUUAGGUCUCUACAGACACAGCGCCCCUGAGAAACUCUUGUCCCAGCUACAUCUCCUAGAGUUCUCCAGCGACACCUUGGACCCUUCAGACCGUAGCUCCGUCUCCCCCUCCAGCUCCCAGUGGUCUCACUCCCCCUUUCACCCCACCAGAGAGAACCUAUCUGGGGAUCUAGGGAGUAACAACGCCCCUCUCCAACUGCAGCAGAACCAGGGGCAGUGGGGAGGGGGUGCUGGAGGGAGAGGGAGUCGCUGCUCUUCCCCAGGAUCGGUGGACAUCGAUGGGGUUAGAGAGGCAAGGGAGAUGGGAUUGGUGGUGGGGGGGGCUGCUGUUACUCUCCUCUCUCCCAUCCAGCUCCAACACCCCUGGGGUAGGUCAUUGAGUGUACCAGGGUCAGAGAAGCCUUCUGGAGGCUGUAACCAGGGAGGAGUGAGCUCCGAGCGGGUACGGAAGACAGACUUUGGGCUUCUCAGUGCUGCAGCAAGUGUGGAUAGCCUACUUGAGGAGAAUCUGAGAGGAGGAGGAGGAGAAGAAAGAAGAGGAGAAAGAGAGGGUGAUGAUGAUGGAGAGGUGCUGAUGAAGAAACCCAGGAGUCACCGUUCGUCCCGGUCACGUCGCCGCAGCGAACGCUUCGCCACGAACCUCCGAAAUGAGAUCCAGCGCAAGAAAGCUCAGCUGUCGAAGAGCAAAGGCCCAGGAGGGCUGCUCUACGGCGGGGAGACGGUCGAGGAAGAAGAGGGUCCUGACCUGGAGGACCUCCAGAGGGAAGAGGCUGACGACCUCAAGGAAAGGUGGUCCCAGGAAAGGUGCUCCCAAGGCAGGUACACCUCGUCUGAUGCCAGCCGAUCAGCUCCAGCCCCUGGAAGUCUACUUACCUCUACUUCCACACCCCAGCUCCACCAGCUGUCCCCAACCCCAGUUUCAGCUCUGCAACCCCCCAGGGAUGAAGAUCCUGAACCACCAGAGGACCAAGACCAAGCGUCAGACCCAUCCAGAACCACCCAGAGGUUGGAUCCAGCCAUGCCCAGCUGCGAUGUGGGAAUCCAGGGGGUGGAGGAGCAAGCUCCAGCUGGUAUGGCUCGCCGACGGAGGUGUACGCCCGAACACAAUCUCCAACUGGAAAUGGACACCGACCGUCAGGGCGAGAGGGUUAGAGGGGCCCUGGGGGUAUCAGGACGAGAAAGAGCAGCCUCCACCUCCUCUUCUUCUUCCACCACCACUCGUUGUUCUCGUACGGAGGAGUGCGAUAUUCUUCCUUUCGCGGAUCGUUGUAAGUUCUUUGAGGAGACCAGUAGGAGUAUGUCGGUGUCGAAUCUGCCAGGCCUGACGAGUCGAAGACAGAGGCCAGAUAGACACGGGAGGCAUCCUCAUCCAUCCACGCUGGAGAACCAGGGAGGGGGCUACAGACAGGGACAAGCCCAGCGGAGGUACUCGUACCAGGGGGGAAUCCAGAAGGAAAGUCUCCUAUCGAUUACAACCAUGGAGGCCCAGAGACAAUUGGUUUGCAGCAACAGGGAUAGAGAAAAGGAGAGGGAGAGAGCGAAGGAGGGGGAGAGAGUGAAGGAGAGGGAGAGAGAGAAGGAGCCCCAGGCAUACCAGAAGAACCAGACCCACUCCUGCGCCCAUCCCCAAGCCCAGAUCGAGGCCCCUCAUUCAGCCUUCCACCCUGUCAACACCCCUCUUCUCCAGGACAACCAGGCUCCACAUCAGGGGUACCUACCAUAUGGCUACACACCAACAGAGGAGUAUCCUGCGCCAUCCCAGCCAUUACCGCGGGAACAAACACAAAUCAACAGGAAGUUCAGCCUGACCGAGAGGGACUACCCGCGGUACAGACGUGAUCCCUGCACCAGGCCACCAGAUUGCGCUAUAACAGUUACACCACACCAAUACCACCACCACCACCUGGGUCGGAGCGGCAGGCUGUCUGCCUGUAGUGUGGAUGACCCCACAUCUUCAUCAUCGUCUUCAUCACUACGAAGCAGGGCCAUGUCGGAGAAUGAUCUACGCUUCGACUCCACAUACCACCGUGCUUCCCCCUCGGUUGCUACAGCGACACCGCUUUCAGAGCUGAAGGAGGGAGGCGGGGUUGGUGGAGUGGGAAGUGCUAGGGGAGUGGCUACCAGGAAGAAAACCCCACCCCCUCCCAGGCCGCCUCCCCCCAAAUGGGAGGAGUUCCACCGAAGGAGAGCGUCCCACCACACCCUCUUCGCCUCUUCUCUCUCCUCCACCUCUUCUUCAUCAGUCCAUCCUCUCCCURUCAGUCCACCAGAGGGUCUACCCUCUCACUCUCCUCACACCUCCUGUCCCACAGAAACGUCCAAAAUGACGCAUCAGCGCUCCUACAGCCUCCCCCCUCAGAGGGAGGAGCUAGAGGGGUGCCAGCGCUGUAGCCUGAGCCAGCUCCAGGAAAGCCCCUUUUCACAAGCCACGCCCAGUCCUGGGUUCACACGCAGGACCUUCCGGCCGGUGGCUCCACAACAUAGAGAGAGAGACACACCCACUCGUUACGACAACUCACUGCCCCCUCUACCACCAUCAGACAACCAAACCAGACAGCAGAGGGCCGGGGCUGAGUGGGAGAGAACUCCAUCUCCCAGGGUGCAUAGCGUCUCAGCCCUCCCCACCAUAGAGAACGGUGCUAUCUCUCUUGAGUCCUACUUUGCUAUGAGCUACGAGCAGCAGCAACAGCUACAGAACAGUAGAAGAUUCCGGAAUCAUCCCCACAACAACAAUAACAACAAACCAGAAUUGGAACCCGAAUUGGAACUGGAACCAGGUUUUAGCCCGAGCUCCGCCCAGAGCUCCGCCCAGAGCUUGGAACAGGAAGUGGACAUCCCCAUGGAAACAGACAUUGACGACUUCCAGGAGGAGGGGCUUCCUGAGGAUGAAGAGCCAAUCAGGACAGAGCUCCAGUGUUUUGCUCUGCCCGUCACGGUUCUGGAGACAGACAUCGAUACGCUGCCUGACCAGGAGGCCUCGCCAGCGGGUAGAAAGACUGCAGAGAGUGGGUCCCUGGAUGGGGAGAUGGAGGACCAGGGGAUGGGGACCAGAGAGGGACUCAUGGAGGAGCUAUUUCCCCAGAGCGGUGAGGGCAAGAAACAGUUGAUGGAGAGUCUCCGUAAGAAGCUAGGAGUUCUGAGAGAAGCACAGAGAGGUCUACAGGAAGAUAUACGGGCUAACACAGAGCUGGGAGAAGAGGUUGAGAGCCUGGUGCUAGUGGUCUGUAAACCCAACGAGGUGGAUAAGUUCAGGAUGUUUAUCGGAGACCUGGAUAAGGUGGUCAGUCUGCUACUGUCUCUCUCUGGUCGGCUACUGAGGGUGGAGAGCUCCCUGGCCAACCUGGACGCUGAGACUGGACACCACGAGAGGAACAGCACCGUGACUGACAGCCACUACGUGAAGAUGAAGGCAGCAAUUACUGGUGAGCAGAGACAGCUGGAGGAGAAGAUCAGACUGGGAGAGGAGCAGUUAAGGGGGCUGAGGAGAGGUCUGGGGUUAGGGUUGGGUAGGGCUGUCCAUGGGCUGAUGGACACUAUUUAAACCAACCAGGAAACCUUAAAGCUGGAGUUAGGGCUGUCCAUGGGCUAUGACACUAUUAAACCAACCAGGAAAACCUUAAAGCUGGGGUUACGGCGUGUCUAUGGGCUAUGGCACUAUUAAACCAACCAGCAAACCUUAAA